Messenger RNA from Cyprinodon variegatus (sheepshead minnow), 2138 nucleotides. It is a transcript of the gene usp14, whose product is annotated as ubiquitin specific peptidase 14 (tRNA-guanine transglycosylase). The coding region runs from base 72 to 1469 and encodes 465 amino acids. Lineage: Eukaryota; Metazoa; Chordata; Actinopteri; Cyprinodontiformes; Cyprinodontidae. Gene Ontology annotation, molecular function: proteasome binding; cysteine-type deubiquitinase activity. Gene Ontology annotation, biological process: protein deubiquitination; proteasome-mediated ubiquitin-dependent protein catabolic process; regulation of proteasomal protein catabolic process. The record is from RefSeq and is a predicted model, not a curated record. The transcript is spliced from 16 exons.
UAUUUACAGUAAAUGUGAAAUGGGGCAAAGAGAAGUUUGAUGCAGUGGAGCUUAACACUGAGGAACCUCCCAUGGUUUUCAAGGCUCAGCUCUUUGCCCUGACAGGAGUUCAGCCGGACAGACAGAAGGUCAUGGUGAAGGGAGGCACUCUGAAGGAUGAUGAGUGGGGAAACAUUAAACUGAAAAAUGGAAUGACCCUGCUGAUGAUGGGCUCUGCAGAUGCCCUGCCUGAGGAGCCGGUGGUUCGACCCAUGUUUGUGGAGGAUAUGACUGAGGAGCAGCUCGCUUCAGCGAUGGAGCUUCCCUGCGGCCUGACAAACCUGGGUAACACCUGCUACAUGAACGCCACUGUGCAGUGUCUACGCUCCGUGCCGGAGCUUAAAACGGCUCUCAGGAGGUAUUCAGGCGCUCUGCGAUCCUCAGGAGCAAAUGCCCCGGCACAAUACAUCACUGCAGCGCUGCGGGAUUUAUACGAGACUAUGGACAAAACCUCCUCCAGCCUUCCUCCCAUAAUCCUGCUGCAGUUCCUCCACAUGGCCUUUCCACAGUUUGCUGAGAAGGGAGACCAAGGACAGUAUCUUCAGCAGGAUGCUAAUGAGUGCUGGCUGCAGAUGAUGAGGGUACUUCAGCAGAAGUUGGAGCCACUUGAGCCAGAGACUCCCAUGGAGACUGAGUCAGCAGGUGGCGCUGUCUCUGCAUCCUCAAAGAAGAACUUUAUUGAUCAGUAUUUCGGUGUAGAAUUUGAAACUUCCAUGAAAUGCACAGAGUCUGAGGAAGAAGAGCCAAUCAAGGGCAAAGAAAGUCAGCUCCAGCUCAGCUGCUUCAUUAACCAGGAAGUUAAAUACCUCGCUACAGGGCUGCGACUGAGACUGCAAGAAGAAAUCACAAAAAUGUCUCCAACCUUGGAUAGAAACGCUUUGUAUAUCAAAUCUUCAAAAGUUAGCCGCCUCCCUGCCUACUUAACUGUCCAAAUGGUCCGAUUUUUCUACAAGGAGAAGGAGUCGGUCAAUGCAAAAGUUCUAAAGGAUGUUAAGUUCCCACUCAUGUUGGACGUAUACGAGUUGUGCACCCCGGAGCUCCAGGAAAAAAUGUUGACGAUUAGGUCAAAGUUUAAGGAGAUGGAGGACAAGAAACUGGAGAAACAGCAGCAGAAGGUGUUGACAAAGCCAGAUGCAUCAAAGGAAGUAAAAUAUGAGCCGUUCUCUUUCCCAGAUGACGUCGGUUCCAACAACAGCGGCUACUAUGACCUGCAGGCUGUACUGACACACCAGGGUCGCUCCAGCUCAUCGGGGCAUUAUGUUGGAUGGGUCAAGAGGAAAGAAGAUGAGUGGGUGAAGUUCGAUGACGACAAGGUGAGCGUGGUCUCACCAGAGGACAUCCUGCGGCUGUCUGGAGGAGGCGACUGGCAUAUAGCUUAUGUUCUACUGUACGGGCCGCGGCGGCUGGAAAUACUUGAAGAGGAGCAGUAGCUGGAGGGAGAUUUCUUACACAGCAUCCAUAUUUACAGAUUGCCAUUUCCAAGCACUGUCUGCAUAGAUGUGCAAUAAAACUGGUGUCUUUAAAGAUUUUUUUUUUGUAACCAACACUUAUGCUUGUAAAAGAAAUUGUGUUAAUGUUCAACCAUAGUGUGCUUUGAAUAUGGAGAUCUGAUGAAAGGCAACUCUCUUGACUGGAUCCUUUAGAUUUUAAAGUCUGGCUCAACAGUUUCUUUAGAGGUUUUAUACACAUUGUAUAUUUUUAAAGCCUUUCAAAAGGUGAUCACAAGAGCAAAAAAUAUUUCUCUUUAGCCAUUUAACCACGUUUUCCAUUAAAAUCCCCUCCAAAUUGUUGUCCUUGACAUUCUGGAUUGUGUUGGAUUCAUAACAGAACACUUGUUCACCUCUUGGGCCUUUGGGUUCAGUCUCAGGUCUUAAGUGCUUGGCACGCUUCAUCUCCUGCGAUUGUUCUCAAAAUGUAUUGACAGAUGAGGCUCUGUCUGCCAAAUAUCCAUUAAUGCUGUUUUCAGGGAAGUGGUUUGGAACAGGUUGGCCUCAUGGUGAACCGUGUGGAGGAGCUUAAGGAUGCUUGGCUUUGAAACGCUGUUAUUUGGAACGCUUACUUCAAUGUAUGUCAAAUCCAAAACAUCCACUCUCUGUAAU